AUGCAGAAGAAUUUGUUCGCAAAUGGCACACACUCAAUUACACAUGUAGAUCUAUCUAUCUAUCUAUCUAUCUAUCUAUCUAUCUAUCUAUGUAGUCGUCCAUCAUUCUUCCUUUCCAUUUAUUUCUAUUUGACUUGUUUAUCUCAUUCUCACUUUCCGUCUUGCUUGUCUUUAUCCCACCUCUUCUCUUCGUAUUUUUCUUGCUCCUAUUUCUUCUCAUUUUAUUUUUCUUCAUUUUUUUCCCACUUUCUCUCUGUUUCAAUUUAUCGAUGUUCUUUCUCUUUCAUCUCUUUCUUUCGAUUUAUAAAUUUAGCUUCGUAUAACACAAGGGCAAAUGGAGUUUGUCAUUCAAUUUAUUCACUAUAUUUUUCUCUUUUCCUUAUUUACAUCUUCCACUUUUUCAAUAUAUUCUACUCUUUUUCUUAUUUACUCCUUAACAUUUUACACUAUAUUCUUUUCUUUUUCUUUCUUUCUUUUUCACUAUUAUUUUUUUAUUUUCCUCCAUUACUCCUUCCUUUUUUCAUUAUAUUCUUUUCUCUUCAUUUUUAUUUCUUCCGCUUUUUCAUUAUAUUUUUCUUUUUUUUUCUCAUUCUCUUUUUUUUCACUUUGUUCUUCUCUUUUCCUUCAUUAACCCUCCCCUUUUUUCCUAUAUUCUUCUCUUUCUCUUCUUUACUCUCUCAGGAGCAUAAAGAACAGAAAGAGAAUAAUAUCCGUUUGUUCCCCCCCCCCCCGCUUUUAAUUCUCUUUAUACUUAAUACUUACUAA
Acanthosepion pharaonis is the source of this 765-nucleotide messenger RNA. The record is from the annotation of a GenBank genome assembly. Lineage: Eukaryota; Metazoa; Mollusca; Cephalopoda; Sepiida; Sepiidae.